Dreissena polymorpha is the source of this 2041-nucleotide messenger RNA. Its product is annotated as uracil-DNA glycosylase-like. The record is from RefSeq and is a predicted model, not a curated record. The coding region runs from base 53 to 1054 and encodes 333 amino acids. Gene Ontology annotation, molecular function: uracil DNA N-glycosylase activity. Gene Ontology annotation, biological process: base-excision repair; base-excision repair, AP site formation via deaminated base removal. The transcript is spliced from 8 exons. Gene Ontology annotation, cellular component: nucleus; mitochondrion. Lineage: Eukaryota; Metazoa; Mollusca; Bivalvia; Myida; Dreissenidae.
UCACAGUCGGUAGACGCUUAAUCAUGUUUACAAUCAAAGAGCGUGUAAAUUAAUGCAGACCGCAAGAAUUGUUCACGACUUCGUCAAGGUUUUCAUCAUAAACAUGAGUGCACAGGCCAAAAUUUCUUCCUUUUUCACACCCAAGGGAAAGAAUAAACUUGAAAAUUUAAACACAGAAAACAAUCCAGUGAAGAGACAAAAGGUUGUUCAAGAGGAUGCAUCCCCUGGAAAGGAAAACAUCGAGAUUCAAACCAGUGUGGAAUUGAGUCCAGAACAAAAACAGAGGAUAGAAGAAAACAAACGGAAAGCAUUUGAAAAACUACAGGCUAAGAAAUUAGAAACCAGUCAAAGUUUGCUUGUCAACUUUGGUGAAAGCUGGAAACGUGCAUUAGAAGCUGAAUUUGGGAAACCAUAUUUUGAAGAGUUGACAAAGUUCGUCACCUCAGAGAGGAGUAAAGGGACUGUAUUCCCUCCAGCAGAGAAUGUGUUUACCUGGACCCGAGCCUGUCCGGUAGAUCAGGUGAAGGUGGUUAUCCUGGGUCAGGACCCGUACCAUGGAACCGGCCAGGCUCACGGUUUUGCCUUCAGUGUACUGCCUGGCAUUCCACCCCCACCGAGCCUGUUAAACAUGUAUAAGGAGCUGGAGUCAGACAUUGAAGGCUUCAAACGCCCAGGGCAUGGUUAUCUGCAGGGAUGGGCCUCACAAGCUCAUAUUAUUGCAGGUGUGCUGAUGUUGAAUGCAGUGUUGACGGUCCGUGCUCACCAGGCCAACUCCCACAAGGACAAAGGCUGGGAGAAACUGACGGACGCCGCCAUCUCUCACCUGAACAAGAACACCUCAGGUCUGGUCUUCAUGCUGUGGGGAUCUUACGCACAGAAGAAGGGAGGCUACAUUGAUAAGGAAAAGCACCACAUUCUCACAGGUGUACACCCGUCACCCCUCUCUGCUCACAGGGGAUUCUUUGGCUGCAAACACUUCUCCAAAUGCAAUGAGCUGUUGACAAAGAGUGGAAAGGCACCCAUUGACUGGGGUUAUCUACCUGUGGACAUAUAAUGGAAAUUCAGACUUCCUUCAUUAUGCUUGUCUUAAUUGAGCCUCGUUCUGGGAAAACGGGGCCUAAUGCAUAUGCCUCAAGUGUCAUCCUAGAUUAGUCUGUACAGUCUGCACAGGCUAAUCAGGGAAGACUCUUUCCGCCUAAACUGGAAUUUGUUUAGAAUGGACUCGGUAAAAACUCCAGAAAAGUUGAAAGGGUCAUCCCUGAAUAGCCAGGGCAGACUGCACAAUCUAAACUGGAAUGACACUUUACACAUAUGCAUUUUGACAGGUUAACCCGGAACAAGAUAGAUUUGUUUAUUUGCAGGAAAUUUGUAUCAGUAUUUUUAGUGCAUUAGUGUGCCUAAAAAGGACAUGGCAAAGGCUGGAAAUGUGUAUUGUGCUUAAAUCAUUAGACAUUUUUAUCAGCAUUUUUGAAUGCCUGUGUACAGUAUAGUUGUAGGCACUCUUUGCUGCAUUGAAUACGAGAGGUGACAUUUGAAGGGUCCACGGCUACCUUCAUUCCUUAGCUUAAUAUCUGUCAAUAUUUGAAAGACACAUUUUAAAAUUUUAGGGAUCAAAGCAUAAACAUUUUAAGCAUUGUCUUUGGUCAAUAUUAUGAGGUGAUAUUAAGUUUGAUAAUGUGUUUUAUAUUGGGGACCUGUUCAAAUUGCAUUCAGAUGAUUGUUUGAGAGAUCUUCAAAGUCAUAUUGUUGGCAUUUAUCUAGCCUUUGAUUAGAAAUAAUCUUGACAUAUUGUGUUUAUUUUGUUUUGAAAUGUUUUGUUUUGCUCUUGGACAUUUUAUGUAUUUUUGUUUUUUGUAUUGCAAUACUUUACUCUGCAAUCAAGAUAAAAUUGCAGCUUUCAAUUUCAGUUAGCUUUUUCCAUCAACAAUUAAUAUAUUAUAAUGUCAUAGAUUUCCCUUUUUGGAAAUGUUUCGUCAGAUGAUCCUUUUUUAAGUUUACAAACCAAUUGUAUACCUAUUUUGAAUAAAAUCAGGUUAAAAGC